Molecule: messenger RNA, 5409 nt
Organism: Mytilus trossulus (common blue mussel)
Lineage: Eukaryota; Metazoa; Mollusca; Bivalvia; Mytilida; Mytilidae
Product: SRSF protein kinase 3-like
Exons: 13
Coding region: 116-2683 (855 amino acids)
Biological process (GO): regulation of mRNA processing; peptidyl-serine phosphorylation; spliceosomal complex assembly
Cellular component (GO): cytoplasm; nucleus
Molecular function (GO): ATP binding; protein serine/threonine kinase activity
Source: RefSeq, a predicted model, not a curated record
AAAGUGUCCAGGAAUGAAGUGACUUGACAUUCAGUGAUGUGUAUUGAUAAACAUUGAAGUUCAUAUAUAUAUGUAAAAAAUUAAAAGUGAAUAAGUUCUGCAUUUCACUGCCAAGAUGAGUGAAUAUAGGGAACGUUAUAACCACUACAUGGAAAUGUACAAAAUUGUGCCACCAUCAGAGGUGGGCCGCCAUGAGUCAUGGACGGGAGGUUAUGACUAUUAUGAUAAUCAGAACCGUCGUCAUCAUCGUAGAAGUACAGGAUCCUUGGAACUGUGUAAUCAGGUGGACAACUUCAUACACCAGGUUCAUCACGCCAAACAAAUGUUACGUCAAUCUAGUCUCUUUAAUAUAGAAAAUAAUAAUAGAAUAAAUGAUGAUUAUUUGAGAAGAUUUAACAGACAACAUCAUAGUCAUUUUAGUGGAAAACCUCCUCGCAUUCUAAAAUCACUGCCUCAGAAUCGUUUAGAUGCCAUACCAAUACAUUUGUCCAGUCAAAACAAUCAGUCAGCAAUGAGUUCAGAAUUCAGAGAGACAUUGGAUAGAUGGCGCAGUUCUAAACGUCGGGUUAAGCAAUCUAGUCAUGAGAUAAAGGAUGCGGAGAAAUCGUUUCAUCAACACAUUGCAUUAAACUGGGACAAUCUUUAUUCCUCCUCAGAUAUUGAGUCGGACUCUCAGUCUGACACGAAAACUAAACAUAAAUCACAGUCAGAGUAUGGCAAAGGGGGAUAUCAUCCUGUAAAGAUUGGAGACUUGUUCAACAAUAAAUACCAUGUGAUAAGGAAACUAGGAUGGGGCCAUUUCUCUACUGUCUGGUUAUGUUGGGAUAUGUCAUGCAAAAGAUUUGUAGCUUUGAAGGUUGUGAAGAGUGCCCAACAUUACACAGAAACAGCUCUGGAUGAAAUUAAAUUAUUGAAAUGUGUCAGAGAAAGUGACGAAAGUGAUGAUUACAGAGAGAGAACAGUCCAGCUGUUAGAUGAUUUUAAAAUUUCUGGUAUAAACGGAACACAUGUCUGUAUGGUAUUUGAAGUUUUAGGAAAUAAUUUAUUGAAGUUGAUAAUUCGAUCAAAUUACCAAGGAAUUCCUGUGCGAAAUGUCAAGUCUAUAAUAAAACAGGUUUUACAAGGGUUACAUUAUUUGCAUGUGAAAUGUAAAAUAAUUCAUACAGAUAUAAAACCAGAAAACGUCCUGAUGUGUGUGGAUGAUACGCACAUUCGUAAAUUAGCAGCUGAUGCUUUUGAAUGGCAAAAGAUUGGUUGUCCUAUCCCAGGGUCAGCAGUGAGUACAGCACCAAAAGAGAAACCAGACACGUCCAAAAUGUCCAAAAAUAAGAAGAAAAAGAUGAAGAAGAAAUUAAAGAAACAGCAGCAGUUAUUAGAGGUGCAAAUGCUACAAAUAGAGGAAAGUCAAAUUGAUUCAACGAUGACACAGAGUGCCAGUAUCAACUCUUUUCCUGAAGGGAACCCAACAGGGGAAGGCAUGGACCAAACUGAUCAAGACAACACAGAAACCAGCGAUCUGCCAAAUUCUGAAACUUCCAGUCUCAAUAUGCCUAGCUCUGAAAGUUCUAACCUGAUUUCACCCAUUUCGGACAGCUCUAAUCUUAUAUCACCAACUUCUGAAAGUUCUAAUCCAUUGCCCAAUAGUGAAAGUACUGUCCCUAGCUCUGACGCAUCACCUGUGAUUGAACAAGCAAAUAUAACCAAAAAUGAUAGUGAAAUAACUAUUACCGAAUCAGAUAAUAAUAAUAAAGUGAAAGAGAAAAAUAUUGUGAAUGAAACAAAAACUGAAAAUGCAAACGAAAAUAAUGUUGAAAACAAAUCCACAGAAAUGUGUCAACCGGACAUUAUAGACUUAAAUAUCAAAGAGGUUGAAUCCAAAUUAAAUGUGGAAAAUGAAAAGAAAUCGGUGGAGGAAGGACAACAAAAUUCAGAGGUUGUACACGAUGCAGGGGAUGUUCCCAUGUGUAAUGGAUUUGAAUCUCAGAACGGUGAUGUGAAUACAAACUUUUCUAGUAAAUGUGAGACAGCAAUGGACCAAGAAGUGCCACAAGAGGAAGCACAAGACCAUCGGGGAAAUAGACGCUCACAUAGUCCAAGUAGUCAGACUCCCAGUGAUAAAACAGAUUCUUCAAGUGGGAAAGCAAAUGCUGCCAGACCAGAUCCUGUGAGAGAAGAAUGUGACAUUCCUGUUAAAAUUGCUGAUUUAGGAAAUGCCUGUUGGACAUAUCACAGGUUUACAGAAGAUAUCCAGACCAGACAGUAUAGAUGUCUGGAAGUGUUAAUAGGGGCAGGGUAUGGUCCUCCUGCAGAUAUCUGGAGUACUGCAUGUAUGGCAUUUGAGUUGAUUGUUGGUGAUUAUUUAUUUGAGCCUCAUUCAGGAGAAGACUACUCUAGAGAUGAAGACCACAUUGCCCAUAUUAUAGAACUUCUAGGGCCAAUACCUCGCCAUAUAGCACUGGCCGGCAAAUAUUCCAGGGAAUUCUUUAAUAGAAGGGGUGAGCUUAAACACAUUUUAAAACUAAAACCAUGGGCUCUAACUGAGGUGUUACAAGAAAAGUAUGAAUGGACGCCAGAGGAAGCGGGAGCAUUUGGAGAUUUUAUUGUCCCCAUGUUAGAAUUCGAUCCAGAGAAACGUGCAACUGCAGAGGAAUGUCUUCAGCAUCCUUGGUUAAAUGAAGUUUGAACUUCAGUGACACAAUUCAUGCUAAGCUGACUACAUGCACAUUAACGAGAUUUGACAUUGUGUACAUCACUUCCUACAAAAACUAUAGUGAAAAAUACAUGUAUGCUGCUUGGAUUUCUUCUCAUGUUAUCAAAGUUUCACUGGCUGUUUAUAUGUAUUUAUAAGUUGGUUUCAUUUGUCAUUACUUAAGAUUAAUAUAUACAAGAGACUUCAAUUUUUAUUCACACAGUAUUCAGUUAUAUACACUAUGUGUAUGAAUUCAGUACUUAACAGAGCAUACUAGAACUAGGUUAGGGUUUAGGUAUCAGUGUGUUUUGCACAAACAGUUUGAUUUUUGUGUUUGAAAUUGUUAGGGUAAACUAUGUUUCUUUAGAAGUUUGUAUUUACUAUUGUAAAUCUUAGAUGAUGGUAUUUUUUUACUAGACUAAACGAGUGACAUUUUUGUAUGGAAAAAAGUAAAGUAAGAGUUCUAAAUAUUGCUACAGCUAUAUUGUUCAAUUUUUCUUUUCAUUUAUUAAAAGUAUUUUGAUGAUUUCAAAAAUGAUAGUACAAUGUUUAAACUUUCUGUAUUCAAGAAAAAGAUGUUUUUUAUAAUCCUUCAUUACCAAGCCAGCUCUCAAUUGCUUCAUUAAAUUGCAUGUAUAUCACUUAUACACUGGGAUUGUUCAUAUAUACUGUGGAUUCAUUCAUUUUCUUGGGUAACAAUAUUCGUGGAUAAAGGAAAACUUAUAUGUUCAUGGAUAUAUAAUUUGGUGUUUUGCCAAGUUCUGCAUACAAUCCUAUAGAAAAUUUGUCCUUCGUUGUACAUUUAGUUUCGUUGUUUACCUUUACCCAUAAAAUCCUUGAAAAAUGGUACCCAACGAAUAAUGAUAAAUCAACAGUAUCUCUCUUGACUAUAUUUAACAUGAAAUGGAACAUACUGUAAACCAACUUUCAUGACUGUAAAACUUGUUUAACGUUUGAAGAAAUAUAACACCAGCAGAUUCAUCAUCCAUUCAGCCAUUAGCAGUUGUCUUUUUUAUGACAACAGAAAUACUUAUAUAUAAUUUCAUGUAAUUAAAUAUGCUCGUGGUAUGCUUGAAUGUGUGAAAUUUUUAAUGCAGAUUGAAUAUUUGAGUUUAAGUUGAAAGGUCUUAUGUUAGAUAUAUAUAUAUUUUUCUUUGCUUUACAAAAAAUUCGGAAGUUUUCAACUUGAAAUACAUAUCAGCAAAUAGGUCUAACAAACAGUGGGACCAUAUUGGAUAGUAGAAGUAUUUAAAUGUAAUAGUAUUUAAAGUUAAAGUGCUCUUUUCUACCAAGUAUUCUACUGUAGUAUGGCUACCUGUUGUAAACAAUAUAGAGCCGAUCAUAUACAUAUUUAGAUAGAUCAUAAAGUCAUAAAACUUUUGAGUAGCCUUUUAGCACAUGAUAAAUAUAAUGUAAAGACCGGUUAUAGUUUUGCUAUAGUAGAUUUUUUCUCUGCAGUGAAAAAGUACACGUCAUAUUCCAAAAGCAUUUUGUACUAGCAUGAUCAUACUAGAAUGAAUUCUUCUGUUUAAGAAUUCCUUUUACAUUACAGAAAAUAUUAAAUGAGUUAUGUUUUCUUAUCAGUGCUAUUUAAACAUUCCUUUUUUAGUAAGUUAAUAUUAGGUUAAUUUGUGAAGGAUUAGGACAGUGGCAAGUCUACACAAUACAUUUGUAAUAGCAUUACCUAGUAAAAGUAAUUACUUGUGAAAUAGAAUGAUUUUCAUUGCUUGUGUAAAAUGAAACCUAACUAAUCCAAAGCCUGAUAAUGAUCAUUAAAAAGCAUCUUUUAAAAAAAUGAUCAACUCAAAUUGGACAGAAUUUUCAAUCAAAAGGGGGUUGAUAAGAAUAAAAGUGAUGAUUUGCACUUGUGUUAAAGAAGACAAGUCUUUAAAUCAGUAAUGUGUUUGUAAUAGGCAAUUUCUUCAAUUUUUUUUAAGCACUAAUGUGAAACAGAAGUAAAAUAAUGUGUAUCUUUAGAAGCUUAGAAAUGAUUUAUGGAAACCUUUGCCACAAACGUUUCAAUGAAUUUGAAGACUUGUGUUCUUUAACCUUUGUCUUCUUCCAUUAAAAAAUAUUUCAGAAAAUUUAUAAAAACUAAUACCUAACUGCUACCAAGUCACAAAUAGUGCUGAUGUUCUGUUGAACAAGACAUUUUUAAUUGUUUAUACUUAUUUUCUAUUUAUUACCAUGUUAUUUGUUCUAGAAAUCCCUUUAUUUUUACAGUCAAGAUUCUAUGUGCUACAAAAGGUUGUUUUAGUUUUCACAUUUAAUAACAUGAUUGUCUAUUUAAAAAAAUGAAAAUGGCUUAAUUUGAUUAUCAACCUUAUACAAUUGGUACUAAAAAGUUCUGUAGUGAACUUAAAAAAAACCUUCAAAAUCUGCAAGUUCGAUGGGAAUAACUUUUUAACUUAAAUGAAAAUUUCUUGACAAAUUUAUUCACUAGGUGAUCAUUACAAGUCUCAAGCCUAUGCAAAAAAGCAAGAUGUUUGAAAAUCGUUUAAAAAGACACAUGAACUGAAUAAAUGCCAUCAAGAUGAAUGCUUGAUGUCACAAUGUCUUAGAAUAUACUGCUACAGUUAGGUUUAUACAGUGUCAGAAUUGUUUAUUAGCAGAUCUUUUGUAUAAAACAGCAAAUAUGUUCUUCUUGAAUGUUUGUUUGUAUGACUGUUGGAGAAUGAUACAUGUUUGAAUACAAUUUGUGAAUAGAUUAUUGUAUUUCA